AUGAAUAUUCUGAGAAACAUUUCCUCCAUAUGUUACAGACAGCCAAGAACUUCACCCAGCAAAGUGACUCUAAUUCACCAAGGUCGUCCAAAACGAUUUCGUCUAGACACAAAGAGAAGAGUGCUUGAUGAAAGUGGCAAAGUCAGAAAAUGGACUUUUUUGAAAAAAGACACCAGUAAAGCAAACAAAAUUGUUCUGCUGGUGGGAGAGACUGGAGCUGGCAAGACGACUCUCAUCAACACCAUGGUCAACUACUUACUGGGAGUGAAGUUUGAAGAAGAAAUAUGGUAUGAAAUCACAGAAGAAGAAGCCAGAGAUCAAUCAGAAUCACAAACCUCUGAAAUCACAAUGUAUGAGGUCUGUCCUGUAGAGAGUCCCAUAUCUCUCACCAUUAUUGAUACUCCAGGCUAUGGAGACACUAGAGGACUGGAAAAAGAUCUGGAAGUUGCUGCAAAUUUAGCUACUCUGUUUCGGAGCAGCAGUGGAGUUCGUGAAGUUGAUGCCGUGUGUUUUGUGAUUCAAGCAUCUAAGAAUCGUCUCUCAGACAGGCAGCAUUACAUUACCAGUUCAAUUCUGUCUUUGUUUGGAAAAGACAUUGUAAACAACAUCGUGUUUUUAAUCACACAUUCUGAUGGUAUGGCACCCAAAAACGUCCUUGGUGCCAUCAAUAAAACUAAAAUCCCCUGCAGAAGAGACAAAAGUGGCCAACCUGUUUAUUUCUUAUUCAACAAUCGGCAAGCUGAAGACCAAAACAAUGAUAAGCGUUACCGUCGUGCUCAAAGAGAUGCUUGGGAAAGCAGCAUGGAUGAGAUGAAGCAAUUUCUUCAGUCUCUGGAUGAAAAGAACAGAAUAAGUUUGGAGUUGACUUCAGAUGUCCUCAUGGAGCGCAUUCAAUUAGAAGCAUAUAUCUGCAACUUGCAGCUGCGAGUUGAAGAGAAAGAGUCCAAGAAAUCUGAAAAAAUUCAGAUUCAGGAGGCAAUGAAACUAAACAAGGAAAAGAUUGACAAUAAUUCAAACUUUAGUGUUAAAGUCCAAAAGACAAUCAAAGUGAAGGUGCCCAUUGAAAGUGCUUCAUGGAAGAACAGGAAGGCGACGACCUGCACUUUCUGUGAGGAAAACUGCCAUGAGUUUGACUGCUGGUGGGUUUCUGAUCCCAGUAAUUGUGAAGUCAUGAAGAAAGGCUACUGCACUGUGUGCACAGGCAAGUGUCAUCACAGCAAACAUGUCAAAGAAAACAAAAAAUAUGUCAUCAAGACUGCAGAUGUUGUGAUGCAAUUGGAUGAAUUAAAAAAGGGGUAUGAAAAUACUAAAACCAAGAGGUUUUUGGUUAUAAUGGAUGAUCUUGACAAAGGUCUCCAAGAGCUUGAGGAUCAAAAACAGAUUCUUCUGUUCAAUGCUUACAAAACCAUUAAGCAUCUGUCUCAGAUUGCAUUAAAACCAGACUCUGCCUUCACUCUUCAGCAUCUCGACUUCUUCAUCCCCAGACUGAAGGAGGCUGGGAAAGAAAACUGGGUCAGAGAGCUUGAAGAAAUGAUGAGAAACGCUAAAGCUGAGGAAGCAAAUAAAGAUGCUCUGAGUUACCUUAAAGCUGGUCUGGCAAAAAUUUUCCUCAGUGGGAACAAAGUCGGAGUAGACAAGAAAUGAAUCAAUGAAAACAAAUAAGACUGUUUAAAAUUACAAAUCAAUGCAGAUGACAUUCUGUAGAUCUGAAAUUUAGAAAUUUAAUUUAAUCAUAGUAUCAAGCUGUUUGGUGUUUAAAAGGUCUGUUAUUUAAAAGGCAAGCCACACCAAUCCAAUCUUGUUAGUUUACAAACCAUUAAUAAUAAAUGAAAAUCAGUGAAAUUGGGGUGUACUAGAUGUUAGCUGUAAAUUUUGCAUCUGUGGAAGUUGAUGUGUUUAAGCUUGAACUCUUCUAUAUUUUAUCUUCAUCAAUUGCUGAAUUCUUUUAUUAUUUUGCUUUUUUACUUUAUUUCUUUAUUAUUUCCAGAUUUUUCUGUCUUUCUCUACAUUAAAAAUGUUGUUCAAUAAAAUAACUACAAACAAUAUAUACAUA
This is a messenger RNA of Labeo rohita (rohu), 2053 nucleotides long. RefSeq lists its product as uncharacterized. Gene Ontology annotation, molecular function: GTP binding. The record is from RefSeq and is a predicted model, not a curated record. Lineage: Eukaryota; Metazoa; Chordata; Actinopteri; Cypriniformes; Cyprinidae. The transcript has a single exon. Bases 1 to 1644 code for a protein of 547 amino acids.